Vigna unguiculata (cowpea) is the source of this 819-nucleotide messenger RNA. RefSeq lists its product as uncharacterized. NCBI's taxonomy places the organism in Eukaryota, Viridiplantae, Streptophyta, Magnoliopsida, Fabales, Fabaceae. The record is from RefSeq and is a predicted model, not a curated record.
AUGGAACGGAUCUAUGAUGCAAAGAUAUGUCCUGUAAAGAACACACUAGCCUACACUGAGUACCUUCUUGCUGGGGAGGUCGUGCACUGGUGGUCCAUCCUGAAGAUGAUGUUGGAGGAUAGCAGGGAACCAAUUACUUGGGAUCUAUUCAAGAAAAAAUUUUAUGUUGAGUACUUCCCUAAUAGUGUGAGGUAUGCAAAGGAGGUUGAGUUCUUGCAACUGAUGCAAGGAGGCAUGUCAGUAUCUGAGUACGCGAAGAAGUUCAAACACUUGGGAAGAUUUCACACCCUGAGGAUGGUAGAGGAUUGGAAAUGUAGAAAGUUUGAGAAUGGGUUGAGAGGCGAUCUUAAACUUAUGGUGGCCCCACUCUCUAUCACGGUGUUCCCUGCUUUGGUAGAGAAAGCAAGGGUAAUGGAGAUGUUAAAAGCUGAAGUUGAAGCUCAGCAACGGUCUCAACAGAAGGAGGGCUACUUCUUCAGAGAUUGCCCCACUGGUAGGAGCGUAGUGCCAAGGCCUCCAACACAGUCUCAACCACAACAGAUAAGGGGAAGUGCAAGACCUCAGGCAGUUGGUCGAGUGUAUGCCAUGACGGGUGCAGAGGCGACUGGAUCAGGUAACCUCAUCAUCAGGUCUUCUGUGAUUGCUGGUAGGAACUUGAAUGUCUUAUAUGAUUCUAGAGCGACACACUCCUUUAUGUCAGAAUCUAAAGUGGUAGAGUUGGGUUUUACGAUGAGGGAACUCCAGUAUGACCUGGUGGUGUCCAUGCCUGCUUCUGGGAUGGUCAAAACCUUGACAAUGUGUGUUAGGUGUUUGAUCUAG